AUGGCGAUAUCCGGUAAUAAUGUGUUCAUGCGGGGCGAGUGGAGCGUGGGCCACAUUCAGAGUCGCUGGCCGUCGCUGGCAAUGUGGGUCCCCCCGGCAGUGGACCCCUCGCAGCGUCCGCUGCUGCUGUGCAGCGUGGCCCCGGGGCUGUCCCCCGCACAGCGCCACGUCUGCCGGCAGCAGCCGCACUUCGCGAAGCUCGUGGUGGACGGCGCGCGGCUGGCGAUCGCCGAGUACCGGCAACCAGUUCCAGACAACGUCAAAUACGGACGCCAUUUCGCCAAGUUGUUCUUGGACGCGGGCGUCAAAGACCGCUGGAGGCAAGGAGGGCGACGCAAGUCUUUGUCGAAGUUCCUCCUGAUGGAACUGCACAACAACGAAGCGGGCCGGCGGGCGGUGGAAGACCUGUCGUACUUCAAAUGCGGUUGCGCCGAGAGAACCGGCGAAUGUGUCGGCGUCUGCUUGCCGCGGCUCCAAGACUUUCGCAGCGUCGGCGACUUUCUGAAGGAAAAGUACAACGUAAGUUCCGCCAUGCGGCUGGUGAGGAGCAACAGCAGCAGCAGCGACGUCGCGCGCUGGCGCCUGCAGCCGGUGAACGAGUGGCUGCCGGCGCCCGGAGCGAGCGAGCUGGUGCACGUGGAGGCCAGCCCGGAGUACUGCGUCCGCGGCGCUCCCGGCGGAGCUCCGGCGAGGCGGCGCUGCAACGACACCUCCGAGGCAAACGAGCGAUGCUCCGACAUCAACGCCGCGUGCUGCGACACGGGAUACGACAUCUCGCAAGUCACGCUGCAGAUGCAGUGCGGGUGCAAGGAGCAGCUUAAGCGGAACGUCAAGUGCAAGCUUUGCCCGUGGACCGUCGAUCAAUUCGUUUGCAAGUAGCCUCGCGACCCGGUCUAGGGGUGGCCUGAGAUCGCG
Messenger RNA from Lethenteron reissneri (Far Eastern brook lamprey), 915 nucleotides. Its product is annotated as protein Wnt-5a-like. The record is from RefSeq and is a predicted model, not a curated record. Gene Ontology annotation, biological process: canonical Wnt signaling pathway; neuron differentiation; multicellular organism development. NCBI's taxonomy places the organism in Eukaryota, Metazoa, Chordata, Hyperoartia, Petromyzontiformes, Petromyzontidae. Gene Ontology annotation, molecular function: cytokine activity; frizzled binding. Gene Ontology annotation, cellular component: extracellular region.